CAAGGGGACCCGCUAAAAAAUCUCCCCCAUAUUUUAUUUUUUUUUUUAUUAAAUAAAGAAAGCAACUUUAUUCUCCACCCUUCUCUCUCCUAUACGUAUUUAAUAUGGCUUUCCGUUUAAUUACUAAAAGUGCCGCAACUGCUGCUGUUGCUACUCGUCCUAGCUUAAUUAACACUACUCGCCAAUCCUUGGGUGCCACUGCUGUUCGUCAUUAUACCACUCAAAAAGAAGUUGAUCCUAAGGAAAAGGCAAAAAGCAUCAUCGAUACCCUUCCAGGCAACAGCCUCAUCUCUAAAACUGGUUAUCUUACUUUGGGCACUGGUCUCGCCACAUAUUUGAUUUCUAAAGAGAUUUACGUCUUCAACGAAGAAACACUUGUCUUGAUUUCCACCGCUGGUCUCCUUGGUGUUCUUUUGAAAUACCUUCGAGAACCUUUCACCAACAUGGCCAAUGAACAUAUCGAACGUAUCAAAAAUGUUUUGGUCCAAGCUCGUGAAGAUCAUAAGAGUGCUGUUCAAGAGCGAAUUAAUGAAGUUGGACAAAUGAAGGAUCUUGUUGAUGUUACAAAGUCUCUCUUUGAGCUUUCUCGUGAAACAGCUCAAUUAGAAGCUGAAGCAUUCCAAUUGAAGCAACAGGUCAAUGUUGCUCAUGAAGUUAAGUCUACUUUGGAUUCUUGGGUUCGUCAUGAAGCUAGUCUUCGUGAACGUGAACAAAAGCAAUUGGUUGCUUAUUUGACUGAAAAGAUCAAUAAGGACUUGCAAGAUCCUAAAAUUCAACAACAAAUUCUUGAUCAAGCUAUUCUUGAUGUUCAAAAAAUUGCCAAGUCUCAUUAGAUAUCAAACCAUUUUCCUUGUAGUUAAUUAACGAUCGUCCUUUUUGUAUAAUCACUUUAUGAAUAUUUUUCUUUGGAAAAAAAAAAAUACAAUUAAAUGGUUUUAAAUAUAUGCACAUAAAAAAAAAAAAGCUGUCAUAAAAUAUAAAAAUUGCCCUUGAAGAUUGAUAA
Molecule: messenger RNA, 1003 nt
Organism: Cokeromyces recurvatus
Lineage: Eukaryota; Fungi; Mucoromycota; Mucoromycetes; Mucorales; Mucoraceae
Exons: 5
Coding region: 105-833 (242 amino acids)
Biological process (GO): proton motive force-driven ATP synthesis
Molecular function (GO): proton transmembrane transporter activity
Source: RefSeq, a predicted model, not a curated record